AUGCUGCAUCCGAAUGGCACCGUCAUGGACGCUACCAUGCGAUCCUUGUUGCGAGAGCGUCUUCAGACUUCCAUUGACGGCGUCGCCCGCGGUGCCGAAUGCUCUCGCAGCGUCGCUAGCCCCAACUCGCUCCUACGCUCAAGAGCUGGUGUCUUCGCUCUGAUCUGCUGGCUGGCAGCUUACUCGUGCUCCUCGCCUGCGCCUGCCAAGCGGCCUACAAGCACAAGACUUCGUUCAUCCUCACCGGUCCGGCCAAAUGCCUCUGAGCGCAUUCUCGCCACUGCCAUCGCUCCCGCCGCAUCAACCACUCGCGGUCUCACAAAUGUGCCUCGCAGAGCAGCAGUGCUUCGAAGCGUGCACACCUCGGCUCGUCCAAGAACAAGUCACAAUUUGCCCAUCGCCGCGCUCUCGCAGACCGCAACCUCAAACUUGGCCACCAAAGAGCCCCUCUCCGCAGCAGGACGAGCUGGCCUUAGCUCCCUCACACAUCCCUCACCACGGCCCGACUCAUGGCUCGACCGAGUAGCCAACUCUCUCGCCUCCCUACUCAGAGCCUCGGAGCAUCACGCCGAACACAACACCUCGCGCUCCGAUGCACCACCUCGCUCCCGACAACGCAGUCGUGGAAUCGGCAAGAUCCACAACGUGAUGCAAGACCCCUCCGUCUACGAUCCCAUCGUAUUGCCACGGCACCCCAUCGUCCUCUGCCACGGCCUCUACGGCUUCGAUGUCCGCGGUCCAUUCCUAGGCCUCGAGAUCCACUACUGGGCUCAGACCCUCGACAUCCUGCGCAAAAAGAUGGGCGUAGACGUGCUCGUCCACGGCGUCCCACCCACGGGUUCCAUCAAAGAGCGCGCCGAGUCGCUCCAUCAGUUCCUCACCAGCGAAGAAGCCGGCGUGCGGGGCAAGAAGCUCAACUUUGUCGCGCACAGCAUGGGCGGUCUGGACGUGCGACACCUUCUCAGCCACAUCCAACCCAAGCCGGAAGACUACGUUCCCGUCAGCCUCACCACCAUCAGCACACCUCACCGCGGCAGCCCCUUCAUGGAUUGGUGCAACGCCAACAUCGGCAUUGGCAACGACUACAUCGAGCAGGCCAUUCAAGAAGCGCGCAAGGAACGCGCCCACCUCGCCGAUCGUGAACCACCGAACCCUUCGCGCACUCCCAAAGUGCCCUAUUCGCUCAAGUCCCCCCUCUUCACGCGCCCCAAGCCGCUCUCCGGCUCGAGCGCGGCCAAACGCACUGGCGGCAAAGCGGAAGAAUCGUCCACCGACAAACUCUUCAACGCCGCCUCCGAUGUCGUCUCCUCGCUCACCUCUCACACCUCCUCCACCUCCACCUCGGACGCCGCCGCCAGUGACGCCGCAGACAAAGUGAAAGCCGCCGUCAAAGCCACCUCCAACCCCUCCCUCCCUUUUGGCCUUUCAUCCUUCCUCGGAUCGCUCACCACGCUCACCGGCUCGUUCAGCUCGUACAUGCUCUCGCUGCUCGACACGCCCGCCUACGCGAUGCUCUCCACGCGCUACAUGAACGAGGUGUUCAACCCUUCCACGCCCAAUGUCCGUGGGGUCAAGUACUACAGCGUUGCAUCGCGCACGCCGAGCCUUGCGAUCUGGCAUCCGUUGUGGUUGCCCAAGUUGAUCUUGGAUGCGGCGGCGGAGAGUCGCACGGUGGGGGGUGAGAUCGAUGGCAGUGCCGACGCGCUCGGUGGGGCUGAUCAGGGCAAUGAUGGGUUGGUGAGUGUCGAGAGUGCGAAAUGGGGCGAGUUCUUGGGGGUGAUGGAGGGAUGUGAUCAUUGGGACAUGCGAGGUGGGGGGGCUCCGAGGUGGAGGCAGAACAUCAACCCUUCCACGGGGAGGCCGUAUCCGACCAAGGCGGUUCCCAACGAGGCGACGGGCAAAGAUGCCGGGUCGAAUUGGAUGGACAUCAACCGGCUGCUCUUUUCCAAGUCCCAGACGGAUUCACAGCCAACCGGCGCAUUCCGGUCGUUUCAGCAGCUGGCCGAGUCGGAGGGGUGGAACGGCGUGUCGCUCCGCGAUGAGGAGAGUGCGGACGACUUCGACCUCCGCCCCGCCGAUGAGGGGGACGAGGACAAUGGUGCAAUAUCCUCCUUCCACCCGCAGCACCAGGACGAUACGCUGGUGCACGAAAUCGCCAGUUGGAUCUCGGACCGUCUUCCCUUGGGCAAUGCCGAACGCCGCGCCAUGGCCGAGAAGCGCGACAAGCUCAUCGAGGCGACGGGUCUGACGCUGUACAGCCCCUCCAAGACAGAUGUCACUCCUGACAAGGGAGGUGAAUCGACGGGCAAGACCAAUGGGCUCACCGAAUUUGCUGGUUCGAACAACUCUUCGUUCACGACACAGCACGCGGCGCCCUUCUCAACCACCCAAGCCGCCCCAGCCACCGCAUCUCUGGCCAAAGCAGGCAUCGAGGAGAUGAACGACGAUAAACGCACGACCAAGAGCAACAAGGAGUUUACCGAGCUCGAGAGGUUCUGGAUCGCCCUCUGUCGACAUUUGCACAACGAGGGGCUGUAG
This is a messenger RNA of Kalmanozyma brasiliensis GHG001, 2538 nucleotides long. Its product is annotated as protein of unknown function DUF676, lipase-like protein. The transcript has a single exon. Lineage: Eukaryota; Fungi; Basidiomycota; Ustilaginomycetes; Ustilaginales. The record is from RefSeq and is a predicted model, not a curated record. Gene Ontology annotation, molecular function: triacylglycerol lipase activity. Bases 1 to 2538 code for a protein of 845 amino acids.